Molecule: messenger RNA, 7285 nt
Organism: Cygnus olor (mute swan)
Lineage: Eukaryota; Metazoa; Chordata; Aves; Anseriformes; Anatidae
Gene: TRAF5
Product: TNF receptor associated factor 5
Exons: 12
Coding region: 5602-7275 (557 amino acids)
Biological process (GO): positive regulation of canonical NF-kappaB signal transduction; regulation of apoptotic process; protein K63-linked ubiquitination
Cellular component (GO): plasma membrane signaling receptor complex
Molecular function (GO): thioesterase binding; zinc ion binding; tumor necrosis factor receptor binding
Source: RefSeq, a predicted model, not a curated record
ACAUUUAUUUUCAUAAAAGUCAUUUUAUCUCACUUAGAAAGUUCAGUUCAAAUGUAAAAUGCCCAUGCAGCCUUGAGCGUAAGUUCCUGUAUAUAGCUCCGUGUUCGAACUGGUGCAGUUUCCUCGGCUUCCAGGAGGAAGAGAAAAGUUCUUGGUAACCUUAUGUUACUCCAGAUAGUAAAUUCUGCAGUCGCUACAUCAAUGCUGCAAGGGAAAAUACUUUUCAAUGGCUUGCUUCUGUCCUAGCACCUCUGAAACAGUUUUAGCCGUGAUCUUUUCAAAGCUACACCAGGGGAUUUCCACUCCCUUGCUGUUUUAAAAUGCUCGUACUGUUGUUUUAACCACAAAGCUCAGACUCGUGCGCACUCUCUCACUCUCUCUCUGUCUCUCUCUCUCUCAUUUUCUCCCCAUUGAGGAUCAGCUACAGUUUCCAGGUACAGUCCUACCAAAACGCAUCUUGUUAAUGAGGGCAGGAAUUUAAUACUGUUAUAACCUUUUGUCAUCCUUAAGUGGCUCUUCAGGUACUAGCUGUUGCAGGGGGAUGUGUGGGUGCUGUGUGGCUGCAUUAGGAGGAGGCUUCAGAGUCUGAAAGAUCUCAGGAACGGCGCUCACCCGCCACACCGGCACUGUCGCGCUGAGUGCCGGGCUGUAACGGCGGUGAGACUUGCUGGCUGCCUUCCUGCAUGAAUUUCUGCUGGUGCUCAGGAAGACGGUAAAACAUCCAUGUGUUGAUGCAGAAAUGAAUGUCAAAUGAAAGAAUUGCUCAGUUCUGCAGCAUGGUAGUCUGAUAGAGAACGACCUGUACAAUAUUUUCUUGAGGACUACCAGGGUUUACUGGCUUGAAAUGCAGCCAUUGGGGGGGGAAAAAAAGUGUGUUGUGUUCUGUUUUGUUUUAAUAUCUAGGUUAUAGGGUAGUUUCAUUGAUUUCUUCUUCUUUUUAAUGACUUUUGAAUGCAACCUCCAGCAGUGUUAGGAAGAAAAUUAAUUCCCAGCUGUGAAUGGGAUUAUUUUAGGACAAAAGUCCUUAUUACUGUAACAUAACAUUGUGUUGGUUAGAUGUAGAGAGAUUUAUUGAUGAUAUAAAAUUAAUGAAUGAGUGAUUAGGAAGUCCAGGGAAAAUAGCAAAUAAGCAAGCUGGCCUUAAAAUCAAAGCUACUUCAGCACCCAAUAUGGUUUGUUAGUUGUAUGAGUGUAUUUUUAAUUUUUAAAGUGCUAUCUGUGUUGUAAUCUAUGCCUUAAAAAUAAUGAAGUCAAGUUUUUUUGUUUUUUUUUUUUUUGUAAUGCUUUGGGAUUUACUGUAAUGCUUAAGAAAACCAUACUGCCUUACUCCGCUUAGUGAAAAUUUGCCUUUGGAGAUUAGCAAAUUGAUGCUUGCUUAGUAAAGUUUUAUUGUGCCUUUAGAAUAAGGUAAUACUGGAAUUUGAAUGGGAUAGUAUUGCCUAAAUACAAAUGAAAUCAAAUUUGAUUCUGCUGCCCUCUACAGCAACAAGCUCUAUGGGGCCACAGGCACAUAUCCGAUAGGAAAUGGUUGCUGUUGGAAGUACUCUUUUGUGGAUACCAGUUGGUCACUGCACUGUGAUUUUUAAGCAAUUAGGACAAUAGCAGGAUAGCUUUUGGGGUUGAUUUGCUGCCAGGUGAAGAAGGAGUGAGCCCUGUUUAUCAGUGGUGAGUCUGUGCUGGAUCCUUUUCCCCCGUGACCUCAGGGCUGAGAGGCCACAAGUGGUGCAGCCAGGCUCCUUCUCCCUGCAGGGACUCUGCAAGCGCGUUUUGUUAUCAGCGGUCCAGAUACUGUAACUCUUCCUGGGUUAGGAGGGACAAGGAUGAUUCAGCAGUGAUGUCAGGUGGCAUCAUCUGCUUUUCUUUCUGUGGUUCAAUAUAAUCUGCUGUACCUUCAAUCAGUAUGUAUUUUAAACGUGAGUAGACAUUAAUGGUAGUCCUUUAGCAGACUGUUACCUGUUCAGAUGUGUACAUUAAGAGUUGGGGCAUAUCUUUGUUGUCUCCGGUUUUUGUGGAGAAGCCUUCUAUUACUAGUAAAUCAUAUAACUUGGUUAUUUUAAUUCAAAAGUACAAGAGGCAGCUAAUCUACCUAGUUUAUAAGGCAGCUUGGGGAGGGUCAUUUUAAUGCAAGGUAUGUUCCCCUCUAUAAUUUCUUUGUCAGCUCCCAAUGAAGUGAAUUGAUCUUAAACCUCUAAAGUGUAUUGAUUUUUACAAAACUUUCCCUGUCAUGACUAAGGCAGGCUUCCAGUUCUGGUAGGCUGUAUAAAGUAGAUAAUCUUCAGAGAGAGGGACAGGGCAUCCUCUAAGACCUGUCCCUAGCAAGCAUCUUGGGGCAAAGGAAUAGAGCUGAACUAGAGCUAGAGUGUAGGAAUACAGGUGUAUAACUUCUUUUCUUGCCCUAUUAUAUGUAUUUCAUGGAAGCAUGGUAAGUAAGGAAGUGAUCACGGUGUUUUUUACUGAGCAGUGUCCCAACUCUGGAGCAUAGCUGAGCAUUAUCCUCCUUUACACAGUGAACCUGACUGAGACUGUACUCUCAGCUGGUAGCACCUCUUACUUGCUAGCCAGCAGGGCCAAGCAUCCUGUUUUCUUGUCCAAGCUUAAUGACCAAACCUGUGAUAACAAUUCACAUACUUGCCCUUCUCCGUCUGCAAGGCAUGGUGGCAUUUGGUGCCUGUGCCUUGGGUCUACAAGUCUGGACAUUUCGGUGCAACAGCCAGCUGUGGUGGCUGAUGUGCUCGUAGCUUGUGUGGCAAUGCGAUAACCUCUCUUGGGAACUUACUCUCACGUGAGAGAAAACAGGAAAAACAUACUUUCUUAAAAAAGAACUACGGCGUUACAGGGGCGUUUUUCUCUGUGUGCAGUAGGUACAUGACUAAAAAAAUGUUAAUCUCUCGGUGAUAGUUCAAUAUCAGUGCUGCACACUGUGUCUUCUCCUUUCUGACUGUGACGUGGACAGGCAGCAUCACUGCUGGGGGGAACUGCUUUAAUGUGGGUUUAGAAAUGUUAAUAUAAUUACCAUAUGAUAGGAAGUCAUCCCCAUGUUGAUUUUUCUUCUUUUGUUCUGUGUGUCUUACUCCUUUUCUGAACAGCAAGAUAUGCCAAGUGUGGACCAUUUUUCCAGAAAUGCUUGGCCUUCAUCUGGUGUGGUGGUAGUUAAAACUGGAUAGCCCCCAAUUAAGAAAUCGUAUUUGUGUUAUGAAAUUUCUCCAUCUUGGAUCAUUUCCAGUGAGAUUAAUGCAUCCACAUGCAACACAGUUACAUAUAGAAGUUGUUCCAGAAGCGUUUUACGUAUUCUGCUGUCCGUGUAGGUAGGGCUGGGAUGCUGAAACGACAUGGGGACAUGGCAGCGAGCUCUUUGUGCUGUGCUGCCAUUCAGCUCCCACCCUUUGGUACCUCUUUGCAGGACUUCAGCUUGGCUUCAGGUGAUUCAAACCGCUUCUCUAAUGUGGGGUCAAAGUUAAUUUUGUUCAUUUUGUUGUAUGGAGAUCUAAUUUUGACAUGUAGUUUUUCAGUGCCUAUAGAUUGUUUCAUUUUUUGGGGUGCUUUUGGAGUGGGGUCGCUUUGUCGUGCGUGGCUGCUUCAAGAGCAUCGCCAUGCAGCACGGGCCCACCAGCGCUGCGUAUUUUCAAACGACAUUGCACUUCACACACAUGCUAGAAAAACUCGCCGCAUAUGCAAAGAGAGGAUGCCUUCGCUUUGUUCGCGGCCGUGAGCAGGCAGAAGUGAAAGCACACCUCAGCUCCAGCGUGGGCCGGGCACUGGCGCAAGCAGGAAGUUGAUUCAGUCAACCAGCGGCGGGCGCACACGCGCAAAAUGUGCUUUUUCCCCUGAUGGUUUCCCACUGGUUUCAGCUCAAAGAGAACAGGCGCAGGCUGGGAGGGGAAGAAGGGCUUCUACAGCCAGCCCGGAGCUGCUGUGGUGGCGGUGGGGAUGCAUCACGCUGAGCAUUGGCUGGUGGUGGGUGUGUCACCCAGGCAUCACCUCAGCCUUCCUCGGGGCUCGCCUAGGCCAGUGGGCCUGGCUUUGGCACGUGGCAAAAAGUGCCCCUUUUCUGAGUUAUGCCCAACAUUGCUCAGUCCCAGCCCUGUGGAAGAGCCGAUCCUGGGCUGAAGGAUUGUGCUAGGAAAUGUCAGGAAGAUGCUGGGCCAUCGAGGGGCUGAGGCCACCCUGGGGUCCUUAGUGGAGCCAAUGCAUGUCGUAUGGCCCGUUUUCACACAAAAGUGCCCCACAUGGCCCAUUUUCUCACAAAAAUGCCCCGCAUGGCCUGUUUCCUCACAAAAAUGCUCCAUGUGGCCUGUUUCCUCACAGAAACACCUCCUGUGGCCUGUUCCCUCAUAAAAAUGGCCACCAACCCUACAGCAGUCAUAAAACAGCUGGCAGCGAUGGUAAAUGUCCUGAGUUGUCUGGGUGUGGAUGGGUCUUGGGGCAGACCCUUAAAGGCAAAAGUUGAUAAUUGUGGAUUUUUAUUUUUGGUGUGAUUUUUACACAGUGCAGCAUCAACUUGCUAAAUCCGUAACACCGGACAAUGCGAGUCCUGGCGUGUGAUAGGACUGGAGAAAUUGGGUGUUACUUAAAUGGGAAGGAGCAUUUCUAACCAAGAGGAGGGAAAUAUGUUUUGGGGUUCCCGCUGAGCAGUGUGUUCAUAGCAGAUUUGUCUGCAGAUGGCUCAUGCUGUGCAGGUCACUGUGGCCAUCACUCACCUGCCAUGGAAGUCCCCUGCCGCUGGGCUGAGGCACGAGGCUGGUAAGCCCUUUGGGCUGCCUCUUUGGGUCCCCGCUGGGCAUGAGGAAAAUCAAAUCACUCCUUAGUAAGCACCAGAGGAAUGGAAACCCUGUUUUCAGAAGAGGAAGGGUCAGGUGACAUGAUCAGUGGUGACUGACAAGCUUGACAUCCUGUCCUGUAGGUUAGUGGGUGGGCACCCCACGGAGCCUACAAGGAGAUUCAGCUCUCUACCUUCAGGAUCUCCUUGCCCAGAGUGGGAUUUCGAAGCAGCAAAGAAAAUGCACAUUGCUUUCUGAACCCCAGGAGAUUCUUGAGCUCCAUGCUAGACUACACUCAUUGCUGCUUUCUUAGGCCAGCAGCCCACAGCCAAACGCGGCGUGCCAGUGCAUCAGCACUUGGCGUGUUGCCUCAUGCCAGCUGUGGGGUUGCUGAUGGUGAUGUGCCAGCCCUGCUUCCCCGCUAAAGCAGCAUGCACCCUCUGUGACCUUGCGGGAGCUGAGUCAGACCUCUCGGGGAGAUGCUGCUGCCAGUAAAAGUGACUCAGGUGACUGACAGGGAGGGUGAUGUGCCCGCAGGGAAGCAGUCUGCUGAAGUGCGGCCGCAAAAUCGAGCACCUCCCUGUGAAGCGUCCUGAGAGCCAAAGUUCUGUUGCAGGGUGCCUCAGAGUUAACGCAAAUAAAAAGCUUCUGCAUCGCUAUAACCCUACAGGCAGUGCUUUAGAUGGAGGGCAGGAUUAAUAUAGCCGAGAACUUGCACGUAAUUAAGUAAAAUUUUGAAAAAAUAGGAGUAUAGUCUACUGCUAUGAGUGAUCAACUGGAAAAAGAAAGAUGUCAAGUUAAGAGGCUUUGACUCCUAUAACACCUAAACUGAAGUGCAGCUUCCAUGGCCUGUGACGAACUCACUGGUCUCUCAGGCAUCUUCACACGCCAGAACUCUGCCAGUGCUGUUUCUCUGGACUUCGAACCUGAUGCUGACUACAAGUUUGUGGAAACCUUAGAGGACCGGUACAAGUGUGCCUACUGCCACCUAGUCCUUCACAAUCCCCACCAGACAGGAUGUGGUCACCGAUUUUGCCAGCAGUGCAUUCUUACUUUGCGAGAAUUGAAUGCAGUACCCACCUGUCCUGUCGACAAAGAAACAAUAAAAAUGCACGAGGUAUUCAAAGACAACUGUUGUAAAAGAGAAGUUCUGAACUUGCAUGUGUUCUGCAAAAACUUUCCUGACUGCAAUUCGAAAAUAAUUCUGGGGCGAUAUCAGGAGCAUCUUCAGCAGUGUUUGUUUGAAAGCCUGCAGUGCACUAACGAUGGAUGUUGUGAUCAAAUCCUUCGGAAAGAUUUGAAAGAUCACUUGAGUCAGCACUGUAAAUUUCGAGAAGAAAUGUGUCAGUACUGUAAUAAAUAUGUGAUGCUAAUUAAUAUAAAGAAUCACGAGAAAGAUGACUGUCCUGAUUAUCCCGUGCCUUGUCUCCAAAACUGCUCACAAAUAAUUCUGAAAAAGGAGGUUGAGAAGCAUCACGCUGUGUGUCCUGAGACUGAAGUGGACUGCCCGUAUAAGCAGUAUGGCUGUCUUAUAAAGGUUAAAAGAGGGAAACUUGCUGAACAUGAAAAUGGUGCCCUGAGGGAACACAUGCUGCAGAUUUUAGACAAGAACUCUAGAUUGGAAGAACAGAUAUCUGACCUGUACAAGAGCCUGGAAUCUAAAGAGAUUAAAAUCCAGCAGCUAGCAGAGGCUGUUAAAAAGUGUGAGAAAGAAUUCAGACAGUUUACACAGCUGUUCGGUAAAAAUAGCAACUUGAUGGUAAGCACGCAGGCUCUUGCCAGUCACCUGGAUAAAUCUGCACGUCUGGAAUCGCAGGUGAAACAGUUAAUACAGAUAGCAAACCAGCAGCAAAGUAAAUUAGACUUGCGACCCCUGUUUGACACAAUUGAAAAUGUAAAACAGAAGAUUGCCCUUAUGGAGUCAUACGAUCAGCGCUUAGUUGUUUUGGAAGGUCAGUCCAGCAAACAUGAUCUCCAAAUCAAUAUUCACAAAGCACAGCUCAAUAAAAAUGAAGAACGAUUUAAGCUUUUGGAAGGCACGUGCUACAGUGGGAAAUUAAUUUGGAAAAUCACGGACUAUAAGAUGAAGAAAAAAGAAGCAGUGGAAGGCCGUGUGCUCUCUAUAUUCAGCCAGCCUUUUUACACCAGCCGCUGUGGGUACAGGUUAUGUGCGAGAGCAUAUCUGAAUGGGGAUGGCUCAGGCAAGGGAACACACGUCUCGCUUUACUUUGUAGUCAUGAGAGGCGAGUUUGACUCACUGUUACCUUGGCCUUUCAAGCAAAAAGUUACGCUUAUGCUGUUGGACCAAAGUGGGAAAAAAAAUCACAUUGUGGAAAUCUUUAGAGCUGACCCCAACAGCAGCAGCUUCAAAAGGCCGGAUGGAGAAAUGAAUAUUGCCUCUGGAUGUCCGCGCUUUGUGCCGCACACGGUUCUGGAGAACACAAAGAAUACCUAUCUUAGAGAUGACACGCUGUUCUUGAAAGUAGUUGUGGAUUUAACUGAUCUGGAGGAAUUGUGAAAAAAGCACC